GUCUUUUUGCUAUAAACUCAAACACGAAUGCAUCAAUCUUCUAGCGUGAUUCUCGAGGAAUGUUUUAGUACAUAAUGUGUAAAGUUUUUGUAAUGGUAGUAAUGACGCCACUAUGUGCAGCAGUGCUUACUGCCUCUAACAGCGUGCGUCGCUCGACUGCGACAGAGUGAUCGUGUUCGAUCAUUAUCUCCGCAAGUAACGAGAUGAAGCUGUGACGUGCCGCCGCGGCAUAAUGACUACAGCUGCAGUUUAUUGUCUAGUUACACAAAGUUGAAUAUUAUCUCAGUACCAUAUAAAUUCAUUUUCUUUUAAGUCAAAGUCAAAUCAUUUAUUUCAUAAAGGCCUUUACAAGCACUUCUGAACGUCAAAGUCAAGUCAUUCUGAAAAUAAUACGAAACUUCAUAAAUCCAACAGAUUGUUGCGUGAAGAUUGUUUUAUUUCAGAGCAGACCCUGAAGAGCACCCGCGCGGCCUUGUGAGCUGAGUGAGCGUCUGAGCGACAGCUCGCGGCGGAUAAACAAACAAAGUAGUGGAGUAUCCGCGCGGAUGAUCUCACGCGUCACAAGCUGUGUGACGUCACCCGCCCCGCCUGAUAUACUGUACCUACUCACACCAGUACAUAUUGCCGACUAACUAGUUCUGACAACUGACCGAUUGCUUGCCGCUACUUACUACUCCAUACAUAUACCUAUUGAAAUACAUAUUAACAAGUAUAUACAAAUGGAAUUAAUUAAUUAUUUUUAUAAUUUUAAUUUAAUUAAACUUCACCAAGAAAUCAAGAACUCGAAUCGUAAAAAAAAUCUACCAAAGAACCCACAUUUGCUCGUAAACCUAUAUAGUUUGUAAGCCCUUCUAACUAAAUAAGUGAGUUUUUCAUUGGACAGUCCCCCAACGAUGAUUGGUCAAAUUAUUAUGCCUUGUCACUUCGUUGGUUAAGAUGUUUCACCUAGUACCUUGGCAGUUUUGUUUUGGCUAUGACGAUUUAGUACAGCCACAUACUUAAUGUAACUACUAAUCAUCAUCAGUAAAAAUAUUUGUCGAUUCGUGUAAGUUUUAGAGUGAAUGCUCGUAGUAUACAGCGGUGGUGGUGAGACGCGCACGUGAGAGCGGACGAGGCAUUAGUCCACGUCUCGCGGCGACGAUCAAUACGCUCACAUACUUUCGCGUGCAUCGCUGUUUAUUGACUGAUCAAAUACUUAAGUGUGCACUUGCACCGUCCUUUAUCUGGUUCAUAAGCACCGAGAAUAUCUAUCCACAUCCAAGUAAUGGGAUGCUUAAAACUUUGAGCGGCCAAUAUCUGCGAGGUUGCAAUAACGUAUUAAACGUGUGGUCGCGUUAUUAGCGGCAUGUGCGGCGUGUCGGCCGCGUGACGCGCACACGCUGCCUGGCUGCCGCGUGGACGACGCGUGGCCGCCGCCGCUCCGUCGGUCGGACGCAAUCUGCCCGCGCUAUAAACAUUUAUUUCACUAUAACAUCUUAUCGCUGCCGUUUCAUAUUAUCGGUCGGCUUUAUAUUAAAACUUAAGUAUGUAGUGCUCUUGUUUUGUCCCCUGACAUUCACCAGGCGACCAUUACUUUAAAUUUUUAAUAAAGUUAUAUGUUUGGAAAAAUGGCUCAAUCUGAAUGAGCCUCUCUAAACAAAGCAACAAAGUAACAAACACAUUAAAAGCCACCGCAUUUUACCGUGUUCCCUAACAUUCACAUGUGCAAAGGUUAAUAAAGAGCGCGUUACAUGCAUCCCAUGCCGCGGCUGUUUGUCAGAACACUGCGUUACAUUCAGAGCUUUUCAUUUCACUGAACAUACUGCUUCUUUUAUUGCCGGCCGGAGGUUAUUUGCUAAAAAUGUUGGCGAGCUUCGAACAAACAAACUACUACCUCAUAAUGAAAAUAUCCCCAGAGUUACAGAGUAGCAGUAAAUGAGUUACAGAGUAGAUGGAUAUAGCGCCAGACAUACGGACAGCUGCGAGCGGUUAGUAUGUAUGAGCUCGCACACGAUGCUGGCGGUGGGGCUGGCGCUGCUGCAGGCGGCGGCGUGCCUGGACGUGCGCGUGGAGGGCGACCUGGCGCUGGAGCUGCACCUCGCCAACGAGAGCCGCGGCCGCCCGCGCUGGUUCCGCGUCGGCUGGGAGGCGCCCGCCAGCCAGGCGCACGACCUCAAGCUCAAGCUGCUGCAGACCAACCUCAACAUGACUGCGGCGCCGGAGGUCGAGUGCCUCUACCAGUACCCCGAGAAGGAACAAGUCAACGCGCUGCUCAGCAACAUGAUGAACGAGCUCACUAAGGUGUUCGUACGAGCCAAUGACUUUAUAAACGGCGUGGAGACGCGGCGCAAGGGGGAGAGCCAGCAGGAAGAAGACAGUUCGAAGGGAGACAGCCACGAGGAAGAAGACAGUUCGAAGGGACAUUACAAGGGGGAAAAGCUAAAGGAAUACUCUAAAAAAGAAGUCACUCCAGAUAUGAAAAAAGGUGCGAAAAAGGGAGGCAAGAAAGAUGUUAUUAAAAACGAUGAGUCAAAAGAAAACGAGACGAGUGCAGUGACGCGUGCGGGGGACAGGCGGUUUAAGGUGGUCCACAAGAAGCAGAAAGAGUUUUUUGAGCUUAUCUACACCAACAUGACUGAAGAAUACAGGAAGUUCUCUGCGUGGGCGGCGGAGCGCGUGCAGCGCGCCGGGCGCGACGCGUGCGCGCACCAGGACGAGGUGAAGCAGCUGUGGCGCGAGCUGCUCGCGCACGCGCUGCGCACGCUGGGCGCGGCGGCGCGGCGCACGGUGGCGGCGCAGCUGCGCGCGCGCCCGCACGCGCCGGGGCUGCGCGCCAGGCUCGACCAGUUCCUGGACCACGACCUGGGCAAGGUGCGCGCCGCGCAGCUCGGCAUGCUCUGCGACACCUACCAGCUCUGCUACAACGAUCUGCUCUGAUAUUGCUACUGCUCUAAUACAUGUUUUUACUAGUAUUUAAUUAAAUAAUCACUUUUAAGAUCCCUCUCUCCUUUUAGCUGACCUCAAAUAAAAUUCGGAUCCUACAAUUAAUAAAAAUAUAGGAAUCCCACUGAACAUUAACAUGAAUACCAUUUUUUUUUAUAAUGAUCUCGAAAGCAAAACAUUUACAAAAACCUUUACCCUUAAUUUAUAAUUUAGGAGCUUUUCCAUUUCCUCAACGCAAGUAGCUAUACAUUUUCAAUAAUACCAACGUUAUAAUAAAUAAUAUCUAACGAUAUUUAAUUUCUUAUCUCACGAACUGGUUAAUAGCAUUUUUACAGAAAUUGGCGCACGUAGUAACAUUAAUUCGGCGGCAGGGCUCGGGUUCGCUUCCCGAGUAAUAAACAGUGAUGAAUCGCGUGACCGGCGCCACGCGGCCGACGCUACAGAAGGCCUCGCGCGUGCUCAGGCAGGGCCAGCGUCCAACUCACACAAUUGCCAGACAUAUUGUAUAGUCGUUCUUGUUGUAUCAUCUGCGUAUUUAACACCUAGUUUCUUGUUUUUCUUUAUGACAGAGAUUCGUACUGGAAUAUUCAGGACUGAAACAAGUUUAACUGUAGAUAAAUACUGAAGCGGUAGGUCCAACAGGACGACGAGCAUUCUGCAUGAAGUGGAUCUUCUGUAAGGAGUGGCGAGUGUUCAGCGUGGGCAGCGGUCGUGGCUCGUUAGGCAAAUGAUUAAUUUGUCGCAAGAAAUAGUGGCGCUUCACGGCAACUUAUUGCGGCACGACUGCCACGAGACGCCGCUAACGCUUUCAUUAUUACUACAUUCUCUGGGUUUUAUCUACACUAAUAUUAUAAAAAGUAGAGAUUUGAUGGUUUGUU
Molecule: messenger RNA, 3800 nt
Organism: Helicoverpa armigera (cotton bollworm)
Lineage: Eukaryota; Metazoa; Arthropoda; Insecta; Lepidoptera; Noctuidae
Exons: 3
Coding region: 1915-2916 (333 amino acids)
Source: RefSeq, a predicted model, not a curated record